This is a messenger RNA of Colletotrichum abscissum, 1056 nucleotides long. RefSeq lists its product as uncharacterized. The record is from RefSeq and is a predicted model, not a curated record. Lineage: Eukaryota; Fungi; Ascomycota; Sordariomycetes; Glomerellales; Glomerellaceae. The coding region runs from base 1 to 1056 and encodes 351 amino acids. The transcript has 5 exons.
AUGACUGUCAAAAUCUUUCUGACGGGCGUCACAGGCUACAUUGGCGGCGACGCCUUUUACGCCCUUUACGAGAAACACCCGGAAUACGAGUACGCACUCCUCGUGCGCAAUGAAGAGCGUGCCGCUCCCGUGAAGAAGGCGUAUCCCAAUGUUCGCAUAGUACUCGGCGGUUUGGAGGACGCGAGCGUAAUCGAAAAGGAGGCGGCUGCUGCUGAUGUAGUUAUUCACACCGCUGGGUCUGCUGAUGAUGAGCCAUCCGCAAAAGCCAUCGCAAAGGGGCUGGCAGAGGGACACACGCCUGAGAAGCCGGGCUUCUGGCUUCACAUCUCGGGUACCGGUAUCCUGCAAUGGUACGACAUGAGGAACAAACGCUACGGCGAGGCCCCCCUCCCAGACCAAGACUACCACGACAUCCGCGACAUUGACCGCAUCCUCUCCCUGCCCGACGACGCCAUCCACCGCGACAUUGACAAGAUUGUCCUCGGCAGCAACUCCCCCAGCGUCCGCACCGCCAUCGUCGGCCCGCCCACAAUCUACGGCCGCGGCCGCGGCCCGACGAACCAGCGCUCGAUCCAGGUGCCCUCCCUCGCGCAGGCCACGCUGGAAAAGGGCUUCGCGCCCAUCGUGGCGCCGGGCAAGGCCGAGUGGGACAACGUCCACGUGCACGAUCUCUCACGGCUGUUUGUAAAGCUCGCGGAGGCGACGCAGGACGCGUCCAAGAACGCCGACCCGGAGAUUUUGGGCCCGCGGGCGUAUUACUUUGUCGAGAGCGGGACGCACGCGUGGCGCGAGGUUGCCGGGUGGGUUGCGGAGGAGGCGUUCAAGCAGGGUUUUCUGCCGGCAGCGUUGACCAAGGAGGCUACGAUGAAGGAGGUGCUGCAGAGCGAUGGCAAGGCGAACGCGACGUGGGGGUUCAAUUCCAAGAGCAAGGCGGAGAGGGCGCGCAAGUAUUUUGGGUGGGAGGCGGAGAGCAGGAGUUUGAGGGAGGAUAUUGCUGAUACGGUUGCUUUUGAGGCCAAGAAGUUGGGCAUUCAGCCCAAGGAGAAGAAGCAGUGA